AUGAUCACAUCAAGACAGUUACCGCUCAUCUUUGUGUUCUUGUAUCAGGGGAAGAAGAAGAAGAAGAAGAAGAAGAAGAAGAAGAAGAAGAAGAAGAAGAAGAAGAAGAAGAAGAAGAAGAAGAAGAAGAAGAAGAAGAAGAAGAAGAAGAAGAAGAAGAAGAAGAAGAAGAAGAAGAAGAAGAAGAAGCAAAUAUAUGCUAUUCAGACAUGGGAGGAGAGAGGAGAAAAGAAGAAGAACUGAAGGGCGUGUAGAUGCAAUAUGUAACUGUUGGUAGUUCCCGUGGUUUACUCCUUCCUAGUUAGCAUAGCGUAGAUAACUACCUCUACUAGUGAACUCCUAGCUAGAACAACCCACUUAGCGAGUUCGACCCCUAUCAACAUCUCCAACUUCUGUUUUGACCCUGUUGUUCUUGUCUACCUUCCUGUACCAUAGCCUGACCUGUAGCCUGCCUGGCGUCCAAUCCAGUCGAUAUCUGUUUCCUGACCUCCCGAACC
Messenger RNA from Monascus purpureus, 497 nucleotides. Lineage: Eukaryota; Fungi; Ascomycota; Eurotiomycetes; Eurotiales; Aspergillaceae. The record is from the annotation of a GenBank genome assembly.